Messenger RNA from Xiphophorus couchianus (Monterrey platyfish), 859 nucleotides. Its product is annotated as allograft inflammatory factor 1-like. NCBI's taxonomy places the organism in Eukaryota, Metazoa, Chordata, Actinopteri, Cyprinodontiformes, Poeciliidae. Bases 109 to 552 code for a protein of 147 amino acids. Gene Ontology annotation, biological process: ruffle assembly; actin filament bundle assembly. Gene Ontology annotation, molecular function: calcium ion binding; actin filament binding. The transcript has 6 exons. The record is from RefSeq and is a predicted model, not a curated record. Gene Ontology annotation, cellular component: ruffle membrane; actin filament.
UGUAAUGCAGGAACUUCACCCAGAUCUCACUUCCUCUUCAGAUACAAUUUACAGCCACAGCGAUAAAAAACAGUCGCUGUGUUACAGUUUCCCAGCACAGUUCACAAAAUGGAUAACAAUGCUCAAGGAGGUAAAGCUUAUGGGCAUCUUAAGUCUCAACAGGAGGAAAAACUUAACUCCAUAAAUGAGGCGUUUCUCUCAGAUUCAAAGUAUGCAGAUGAGGAAGAUCUGGCAACAAAGCUUGAAAUAUUUAAAAAGAAAUACAUGGAGUUUGAUCUCAACGACAAAGGAGACAUAGAUAUGAUGGGGUUAAAACGUAUGCUGGAAAAACUUGGACUAGCCAAAACUCACUUAGAGCUGAAAAAGAUGAUGUCAGAGGUAGCUGGAGGCCCAUCGAAGGACACAAUCAGCUACCACGACUUCCUGGAUAUGAUGCUGGGGAAACGAAAUGCAAUUCUUAAGCUGAUUCUAAUGUUCGAAGGAAUGGGAAAGGAGCAGGAGCAGAAGGAUGUUGGUCCACCUUCACGCAAAACCUUUUCAGACCUUCCCUGAAGUCUUCAUGACAUCAGGAUAUGUUUUACCGUUUCCUUUUUUUUUUUUUUUUUAAGAGCCCUUCUGGCCCAACCAAGAUGUAAAACAGUGGAAAAUUUGACUGAAAAAAUGUAAAUUAUUUUAAAAUUUGGAGUGUUGUUGCAUAAGUUUGAUAAUAAAAUGAAAAUCACAUAGCCUAAUGUCAAAAUGACUUAUAACUGAUAACUGAUUUUAUUAUUAUUAUUAUUUUACUUUAGAAAAUAUGGGUAUCAAUGUCAUUUUUAUUUUUUGUUACAUCCGGUGUAUUGGAAUUGUUAUUUUAUUAAAA